Molecule: messenger RNA, 2327 nt
Organism: Megalops cyprinoides (Indo-Pacific tarpon)
Lineage: Eukaryota; Metazoa; Chordata; Actinopteri; Elopiformes; Megalopidae
Product: centrosomal protein 43-like
Exons: 19
Coding region: 27-1682 (551 amino acids)
Biological process (GO): microtubule anchoring
Cellular component (GO): centrosome
Molecular function (GO): protein binding; calcium ion binding
Source: RefSeq, a predicted model, not a curated record
GUCAGCUGACGGUGGGUCGGGUCAAAAUGUCUGCGGCAGAGGAAGACACAGAGUUACGGGAUCUCCUGAUACAAAACUUAGAAAACAGCGGGGUCUUAAAUAAAAUCAAGGCCGAACUGCGGGCUGCUGUGUUUCUUGCAUUGGAAGAGCAGGAGAAAGUAGAGAAUAAAACACCACUUGUCAAUGAAAGCUUAAAGAAGUGCCUGAACACUAAAGAUGGGCGGUUGGUGGCCAGCCUCAUCACAGAUUUCCUGCAGGUCUUUAACCUGGACUUCACUUUGGCAGUAUUUCAACCUGAAAUAAAUACUCUGAAUGGGUUGGAGAACCGGGAGGUGGUGGCCCGGGAGCUGGGCAUCCCCGAUCCGGAGGGGAACAAAUCCACGCCCCUCCUUCUGGAGCUUAUAAAGAGGGGCCGGCACAAGACGACCGGCUUUGAGGAGGAUAGGGUCACGCAGAUUCCAAAGGAACUGUCUCCCAAGAAGAUUGCUGAUGCCAGGAGAAGAUUUGACUUUUAUGACAAGGACAAAAAGGGUGCCAUAAACAAGGAUGCAGUGAGGGCGUUGUUCGCUGAUCUGUUCCCGAACUUCAACCAGAAUAUGCUAGAGAGAUAUGUAACAGAUGAAUUUGCAGCUCUGGACAAAGAUUUCAGUAAUGGAAUUGACUUCCAGGAGUUUGUGGGGAUGCACAGACGUUUUUUCAUCCAGUGUAAAAGUGUGGUGAGUGACACGUGGAAUCGUGCACAUGUCCUUGCAUGUCUGUGUUGUCUGCCUGUUAUGACCCAUUUAUACUUGUCUUCCAACAAGGUCACAAACGAUGUCUCUGACAUCGCUCAGACUCCAAGUAAAUUUAUUGAGGAGAAAACAUGCACUUCAUCAGCUAGUAAGAUCCCCAGGUAUAAAGGAUUUGUUAAGCAUAGUAAGGAGCAGGCUGAUGCCCAGGUCACAGAGGUCACCCAUAGCGACACAAGCGUGGCCUCAGGCUCCACGAAGGCCAAAGGUCACGUGCCGGUCACUUCCAGAAGCGCGAAGCUCGGAGAUGGCAGCAAAAGGGAGACCCCCUUGCCAAAGAAGGGAAGCGCAGGGCUGGAGGUGGACGAAAAGGAAGACGAGGGAGACUCUUUCUUUGAUGACCCCCUGCCCGCACCCCAGAAGACCUACGGCAGUAGUCUUUCCGUGGCAGAUAAAAACAAAUCAGGGGAAAGUCUUUCUGAAAAGAUCGGUAAUCACAGAGAACUGAGCCGAACACAGAGGGAGAAGUGUGUUUCAGGAGGCCCCUUCCAAAUGAGAAAGGAGAGUAGCCUGAAUGACCUCUCUGCCAUAAACAGCGAUACAGAGGAGGACGCAGAGGGGUCCUUUGCAGACAGAAGGAGGAGGGAUCUCGGUAAAGCAGUGGGUGGGCCUACCAGCCUGUCAGACACACCUUUGCCAAAGACUGACCUGGGAUCAGUGGGGCCGUCGCUGGAGGACCCAUCGGAGAACAUCAACAGAGACAAGGAUGAUGACUAUGAUGAUGAUUUUAACAGCACCAGCCAUCGUUCGAAAAGUGAAGUGAGCAUUGGAGAAGAGAUAGAAGAGGUUUCUAUCGAGGAGCCAGAUACUAGCGAUAAGCUCGACGACAUGACUCAGGACUGCAGCCUUUCCCAGCCUGGAGACGUGGCGGACUACAUGGAGGAGGUCGCCUGAUGUGGCGCGGGGUCACAGCUCUGAGGCCCUGACAGACAGGGGCCCUACUUAACAGUGGCAGUGUGUGUCUCUGUCUGUCAGUCUUUAAAAAAAAAAAAAAAAAAAAAACAUAAAAGGACCCUGGACCCCUGAAAACAGGCUGCAUUCUCAGAAAAAAGGAAGUAACGGGAAGCUCUCUCUGAACCCACAUGUAUUGUGUGACACACAGUUGUGACUUCCCAGUUGUUCCCUAUACCUAGCUGUACAGGCUCUGAUGUAAGUCCCUUUCUGUUCAGCAGUCAUUAUUUGGACUCUCAUAAUGACAAGAGAGAAGCACUUGUCAAUAUAUAACUCCACACCUAUACACAUCUAUAUGUGUACAUAUAGAAAUCAGCAUUUAUAAAUGUACAUGUCUGUUGCCAAAGAGUUGCCUCUCUGUUUUACCUUUUUGUUGAAUAGAACUCAGUUCUGUAUAUAGUGGAUUCUGUGUGGCCUUUUAUUUAUUGAGUUUCCAUGGUUUUGAAUGAUGCUGUAUCACAAGUCACACCCACAUUUAAUGAGCACGAGAAAUGUCGGUGUUGGACACAUUAUCACAAGAAGAAAAAAAAGCUUCUGUCUGAAUGAAGACCUUUGAUACUUCAUGGCAGUUGUGUUUUAGAAUUUCUU